Messenger RNA from Cygnus atratus (black swan), 894 nucleotides. RefSeq names its product UDP-glucuronosyltransferase 1A1-like. Gene Ontology annotation, molecular function: UDP-glycosyltransferase activity. NCBI's taxonomy places the organism in Eukaryota, Metazoa, Chordata, Aves, Anseriformes, Anatidae. The transcript has 2 exons. The coding region runs from base 25 to 894 and encodes 289 amino acids. The record is from RefSeq and is a predicted model, not a curated record.
AGCACGCACCCGGUUUCUGCAGGAAUGGCCCUGGUGCCUGCUUCUCAUCCGCAAGUCGCAGUGACGCUGGUUCUGCUCCUGUCCGUGCUCGGUCUGGCUGCUGGUGGGAAACUGCUGGUGGUGCCCGUAGAUGGGAGUCAUUGGCUCAGCAUGCGGGAAGUGUUGGACAGCCUCAAGGAGAAAGGGCACGAAAUAGUCGUCGUUGCACCAGAAGUCAAUUUACACAUAAAGCCAACAAAGAGUUUUGUCAUGAAAAUGUACCCAGUCCCUUUCACGCAGGAAGAGCUGGAUAGAGAUUUCCAUGCAUUUACACAGGAUACAUUUGAAGAAGGAUCCUUCCUGGAAAGAUUUGUUAGAAUUUAUCAACGGUUUGAAAAAACCUCUGCCUUGUUCCUGUCUACCUGUGAACACUUACUGUACAACAAAGAACUUAUGAGAUAUCUUGAGGAGAGUAAGUUUGAUGUUGUCUUUACGGACCCUGUAAUACCUUGCGGGCAGAUACUGGCUGAGCAUCUUUCAGUCCCUUCUGUCUAUUUUUUGCGAGGAAUUCCAUGUGGCUUAGAUUUUGAAGCCACUCAGUGUCCCAAUCCCCCUUCUUAUGUCCCCAGGGUGUUUACAGAAUACACAGAUCAUAUGAACUUCCUCCAGCGUGUGAAGAAUCUACUCUUUGAAAUCCCCAAUCUUUUUCUCUGCAAUUUUUUUUUUCAACCGUAUUCCAAACUGGCUUCUGAGUUCCUUCAGCGAGAUGUGACUGUGUUAGAUCUCUUGAGCAAGGCUUCUAUAUGGCUUCUGAGGUUAGACUUUGUGUUAGAUUAUCCAAGACCGCUGAUGCCCAACAUAGUUUUAAUUGGCGGAGUGAAUUGUGCUCACAAGGAGCUACCUCAGAGCUGCUAG